This is a messenger RNA of Phragmites australis (common reed), 1797 nucleotides long. RefSeq names its product HMG-Y-related protein A-like. Bases 102 to 1064 code for a protein of 320 amino acids. Gene Ontology annotation, cellular component: nucleosome; nucleus; nucleolus. NCBI's taxonomy places the organism in Eukaryota, Viridiplantae, Streptophyta, Magnoliopsida, Poales, Poaceae. Gene Ontology annotation, biological process: nucleosome assembly; negative regulation of DNA recombination; chromosome condensation. Gene Ontology annotation, molecular function: double-stranded DNA binding; nucleosomal DNA binding. The transcript is spliced from 2 exons. The record is from RefSeq and is a predicted model, not a curated record.
CUCGUCCCCUUCCCUUCACCGACCAAAACCCCAAUUCCCCUCUCCACUUUCCAUUCACACGGUCUCGCGCCGCCGCACCUCGAGAGCUCUCCGUUUCAUCCAUGGCGGCCGAUGGGGAGGAGGCCCCCAAUACCACCCCGCCCCCGCUUCCGCUCCCGUCCUACCCUGAGAUGAUCCUGGAGGCGAUCGACGCUCUAGACGGCGAGAACGGCUCCAACAAGAUGGCCAUCUCGGGCUACAUCAAGAGCAAGUACGGCCCCAGCCUCCCUCCCGCGCACGUCUCCCUCCUCACGGCGCACCUCUCCCACAUGAAGACCAUUGGCGAGCUCGUAUUCGCCAGGAACAGCUACUUCCGCCCCGACGACGAGGACGAGGCACCCGCCGAGCCUGCCCCUGCCUUCCCGCCGCACCCCCGCUUGUCCCCGGAGCCCGAAGAUCCCGUCGCCGAGGAUACCAAUGGCGCGCCCUCUGCGGCUUCCGUCGUCGCCGCUAAUGCCGAUAUCGUCCCUGCUCCAACUCCCGUCGCCGCUGACGCCGAUGGCUUCCCUGCUCCAGCUCCCAUCAUCGCCGCUCAUACCACUGAUGUGCCUGUCAAACGGGGGCGCGGACGGCCCCCCAAGCCCAAGGACCCCGUUGCUGAGACGACCAAUGGCGCGCCCGCUGAAGCUCCUGUCGUUGCCGCUGAUGCUGUUGCCGUGCCUACCAAGCGGGGGCGCGGACGACCUCCCAAGCCCAAGGAUCCUGUCGCCGGGGCAACCAGUGGCGCCACUGCAGCUCCCGUCGUCACCGCUGAUGGCAGUGCCGUGCCCGUCAAGCGGGGGCGCGGACGGCCCCUCAAGCCCAAGGACCCCGUCGCCGAGGCUGUUGCCAUGGCCACCAGCGGCAUGCCGCGCGGGCGUGGCCACCCGCCCAAGAAGGCCAAGGUCGCCCAGGAAGCCCCCAUUCGCGUGCCUGCUCCAGCUUCUGGCGGUGAUGCUGAUGCUAACGCUGUGCCUGUCAAACGCGGGCGUGGACGCCCUCCCAAGGUGAGGUCUCCGGUGGUCUGUGAGCCGGGCAAUGCUUAAGCGUCAUCCGUUCUUGAAUCCUGCUGUGAUUACAAUGGUGGUAAGAUUUUGGUUUAACUGUGCUCUUCAAAUUGUGGUUGGCACUAAUUGUUCGUGACUAGUUGCUUAGCAUGUGUUGAAGUAAGGCGUAAGCUAAUCUGGAUGGGAGUGCGUGCAAUGUUCACCUAGAUGCUAGACAUAGACAGACAAGUCACCUUGUGACUAGCCGUCUAGAGGUGCGACUACCCCUACACUGGACACCAAGCCCUCGACUAGCGUCCAGUUGUCGUGUCUAGACGGCCGUCUACAUGAACACUGAGUGCGUGUACAAUGGAUGAUGGAUGAAUUGUCGUAGUUGACUGUUCUGCUGAGAGCGAUUGAGUUAAUGCGAUCAUGUCCCACGUAUUGCUUAAUUGCUCAUUAUGAUGAUGAUGAUGUUUGUGUCGUUGUGAUAGUGGCUGUCACCUUGAGCGUUCCUGAUUUGUUGCAGUUUCUGAUGUUAUCAAUUGCUGUUGAAUUGAUGUCUGAUGACAGAGACGACUUUAUCUGAGUUAUCAAAGAAAUUGAGUUGUUGUUUGGACCUUGGUGUUAUGGAACUGUGCUAGUGUUUGGAAUUGUUUUUCGUAAUUGUUGUUACUUGCUGGGUUAUAUUGUUUUGGGUUAAGAGAGAGCUUUGGCAGUUUGGCCUAUCUGUCAUGGUCAGAUGGACAGUGACCUAAAUUCUUUCAGUAAAGUAGCACUUAUUUUCUAAGAA